AUAGAGAGAGAAAGAGAAGAAAAAAGAGAUAAAGAUGGAGGCGCACAAGGAGAGGGCAGAGCAAAUGGAGAGAGAAGCAGAGAAGAUUACCGUUGCCGGUCGUUCAAAUGAGAGUUUAGAUCAAAAGGUAAUAUUGGUUGAAGAAAAGGCUUAUGAAGAUGUGAUUCGCAAAGCCGUAACAGGUGGAGAAGUAACUGGAGAAGAAGAAAUGGGUAAUAAAGUGAUUAAGAGUCCUGAAGAUGUUCUUGUUUUCUCUAGGUCUGUCCAAAAGAUCGAUUCUUCUCUUGAAUAAGAAAUUAUCUAUCUCUCUCUCUCUCUUAGAUUCAUGUAUGUAAGCAUAAUAAUACAUAGUAAUAAGAAGAUCGAAGAAUAAAAAGGAGAAAGAGAAAGAAGAAGAAAAAGACAGGAAGUUGGUUUGUAUUAAGUUUCAAGGCUUGUUUGUAUUUGGGGUAUGUUUUGAUUGAUUUUGGAGUUGUUAAUUUUAAUGUUUGGUUUUGUCAAGUUAUUUUGAUUUCAUAAACAUGUUUGUUUGAUUAAUGAAAGUG
This is a messenger RNA of Impatiens glandulifera, 545 nucleotides long. RefSeq lists its product as uncharacterized. Lineage: Eukaryota; Viridiplantae; Streptophyta; Magnoliopsida; Ericales; Balsaminaceae. The transcript has a single exon. Bases 35 to 292 code for a protein of 85 amino acids. The record is from RefSeq and is a predicted model, not a curated record.